CACUGAGUGUUCUAUGGUCAAACGUAUUCCAACGCAUGUAUGUUGUGUCAGUAUGGUCAGUGUGACGUAGCAAGAACAUUCUUCCAUCUCAUAAUGAAAAAUGCGCGUUGAAUCGACAAGUUCGGGCUCGUCCCGUUCGUUUUCUGGGAUUGUUUGAGUCUUACUGCUUAAAAAGCGAAUUUGAUGUAAUGGAGUGGUUGGGGGAUUUGAAUACGGCCACCUUCCGUUUUUAUCGAUCACACGAUUAUCCGUUUGGUAAAGUAGCCUUUCGAUAGCUUGGACCUCGGGAUUUCGCUUACCGAAGCCGUUUCUUAAGUUAUCAUGAAGAAAAGUAAAAAGAGCAAAGCCUCUGCAGGCGAAAAAGAUGACGACAAAGUCAAAGUUAAUGAGGUUCAGAAGGAGACUUUGGAAACAACGAUUGCUUCAUUGGAAGCGAAGCUUCGUAACCGACAAGAAAAGUUGCAAGCCCUAGGAAGCGAAAUUGCUCUGGCUAAUGAAAGAUAUUCCAAGGACAUAGAUGAUAAAAACGAUGUCAUCACUUACUUGAAAUCUACGUCAGAAAAGAAGAAUGGUCAGAUCCUUGAACUCCACCAUCGUUUGGAAGGGUUGCUCAAGGAACAGGAAUCGUCCCGUGCAUUUGAAAGGAAAUCCCAUGACAAGCUCGUGGCUGAUUACUCUAAGCAAGUUAAGGAGCUACUUUCCCAGAAUUUGGUGCUCGAGAAGAAGUUGGACGCUCUAGAGGAGUUCAAGAAUCAAAAACAGCACCUAGAACAUCAGUUCCAAGAGCUGGAAUCCAAACAAGCCAGAGUAGUUCAAAGCUACGAAAUGAGAAUCAAGAGCUUGGAACAAGUUCACUCCAAAGAGGAAGAGAGACUAAAAAAUGAUCUGGUGAAGAAAUUGGAGCUGACCGCCUCUCAAUUCCGACAAGCUGCAGUGUCGCAAAUGUCCGCCACCACUCAGCGAACCAUUCGUGAAAACGUCAGCCUCAAUGGACAAGUGCAAUCAUCGGCUCAAGAAUGCAUUCAACUUCGUGUUCAAAUGGAAACCCAUGCCCAACGAAUCCAAGACCUAGAGAGAAGGCUUCAAAUCAGCGAAGAGGAAAGAGAAAACCAAUCCAAAAUUGCUCUGUCGAGGUUGAACGUCAUCAAAGAGUUAAAAGGAGAGACGGAGAGGCUGAACAUGGAAGUCAACCAUCUUACGCUCUUGCUUCAUGAAACCAACGAGUCUCGUCUUGAAGAGGAAGCUAGCGAGAAAAUAUCUAAUGCUUGCUUUGGUUCAAGUGUUGCCAAUGCCAACGCUAAAGACCUCUCAUCACUCGAGUCACUUGAGAGGACCUCCAAAACCCUUACCAAAUACAUUCAUCGCUCAGAUAACUAUCACAAACGCAUUGAAGAGGCCACUAAUUUGAUUCAGAACUGUCUUGGCUUGAAGAUUUGCGAUGCCAAUCAGGCUCAGAGUGCAGCCCGCGAGGAGAUGUUGAGACAGCUCUUGCUCCUUUUGAAUACCACAGAUGAAACCAAGGCCCAAAAGUCCUUAGACGAAAUGACUUUGCCCAUUGAAUAUGUGUCAGGCUCUUUGGGCCUGGUCUAAGCCAAAGAUUUUAACUAAGCGUUUAGCUGAAUCGUCUCUGCAUUUCGAGUUUACGUAACGCUUGUUGUUGUUCCAUCCGUCGGUUAAAUUGUUCUGGUUUUCAAGGAUAGGAAAUGUGAUCAGUGAUCAGCAAUCACAAUUGCAGUCAGGCUCGCCGUUUGGGUUUUGUUGCAAUAUGAUCAAAAUAACUCCCUAGGUUCUGACUAAGUUAAUUUCUUUACUGACAUCCGUAUUGCCACCGUGAAUGUACAUAAUCUACAGCAGUUAAAAGGUUAACCAACCGGCAAUUAACCAACCGGCACCGAGGCCUGAACCCACGACACCCUUAAAAAAGAUUCUCGCCUUGGUUUUCGUAGCCCUUUAGAGUGCUCAUUCUUGUCGCUUUGGUAGAGCUUAUAAAAAUCAACAAUGAACAUCGUUUUGUUAAGGGAACUUAGAAUGAAAUCUAACUGUUUCGAGUUUAUUGAAAAAAGCUGAAUUUACAUAUACUUCGACAGAUUGAAGAAAAUGCAUAGACGGUUAAACAAAAUAGAACUCAACUCGACAAGGGCAGAUAUUGCUGUUUGUCAUCGUGGACUUCAACGGAAAAGUCCAAGCUUCAUGCUUCUAUACUGCCUAUGGGGAGGUGAAUGAAUAGUCAUAAGACCAAACAAAGUACUCAAGGAUUUGAGCCAGCACACGCCAGGGUGCUGCAAAGAAAUAUUGUUCUUGCGUUCAAUGUACAAUGCUGAUCUUAGGCCUGCAACAUUUUAGCUG
Tigriopus californicus is the source of this 2346-nucleotide messenger RNA. RefSeq names its product cilia- and flagella-associated protein 157-like. The transcript is spliced from 5 exons. Gene Ontology annotation, molecular function: microtubule binding. Gene Ontology annotation, cellular component: ciliary basal body; cilium. The record is from RefSeq and is a predicted model, not a curated record. NCBI's taxonomy places the organism in Eukaryota, Metazoa, Arthropoda, Copepoda, Harpacticoida, Harpacticidae. The coding region runs from base 322 to 1590 and encodes 422 amino acids.